AAUUUGCUUCUGCCACUGUCGUGGCUAAUAAAGUAAAUUAUUUCUCUAGCAAUUUUAAUUUAUUUUUUGUUCAUUAAUUGGCAAGGUGUAAAGAAGAAGAGGGGAGAAGACGACUUCGUUUAAAACUGUUGUUAAUUUUGUUUUAUUUCUAGUCGUACAUCCAAGUUCAACUAAUCGAAUUGUUCUAGUUAAAGCGGCUCCAAAAUAUGGCCGACGAGGGUGAUGAUUGGUUUGGUGCUGGCGAAGACGACGCACAACAGGAAUUAAAACCUAUUGGCAAACAAGCAAAAGAAGAACCGCCACCAGCGGAAGAGACUCCAGCUGCCACAGAAGCUCCUCAAGGAGAAACAACUGAGGAAGGAGCCAAGCCUGAAGCGGAAGAUGAAUAUUUAGAUCCCGAUAAAUUAUUAUUAUUCAAACAUUGGAUUAGGCCGAAAUUCCUACCGUACAAAUAUCUAUACAUAUAUAGACAAAAUUACUACGACGAUGUUAUGGAUUACUUGGACAAGAAGAGAAGAGGAAUUGCGAGAGACAUACCGAGAGCCGAAACAUGGGCCGAAAGAAUUCUAAGAACGUUUUCGAACAAAAUGACUCAACACAAAGUCUACACAGCGAGAAUUAGAAAUGAUCUAGAAUUUGUCGAAAAUACCAAAUUAAGUGAGAAGUUCUAUUAUUAUCAUAUCAAAAAUCAAUUCAAUAAACAAUUUUCACCAUUAUUAUAUUAAAUAACAAUAAAUAUCAACUAAUAAUAGAAAAUAUUUAUUAAAAUUAAUUUUUAAAAUAUGUAACCGCAAUCAAAUAUAUUUUUCUUUGCUUUGUCUAAUUCAACUACACAGUUUUAUUACUUUUAUUGUUAAGAAUUAAUAUUUAUAUUAAAUAUUACGUACUAUUUUAGAUAAUUCAAUUACAUAAUUAAAUCAAAUGUUUCAAUAUCCUAUUCAAUCUUUAAACAAUUUUUCAUUUCUUGCUUGCGAUUAGUACUAAUUUUCGUAUUAUCUCAAUGUCUUGUCUGUAUUCAAAUUUUACUUAUACAUUGGAUAGUUUUCCUCUCAAAUGUUUGCAAAACUUUUUUUAUCAUAUUAAUUCAGUAGUCAGUUUUGAAGAUAGAUGUAUUUGAAUAUGAAUCUAGGUAAUCAAAACAAUUCAAAUCAUAGGAUUAAAAAUUGUGCUGGUAUUGGUUGUGGAUCCAAAUAAUGGUCAGUUUGGACAGGAUUAUUUUACUAUAAUGUCAGCAAUUCAAACAUUCUACCUACCCGCUAGAGCAUCAUUUGAAUGACAUUUUAUCAAUUCCUUUGUUUUGAUAAAAUUCUAUUAACAACUUGGUUAAGCUGUUAGUUCUGCAUAUCAAAAACUUUAUUGUAGGAAAACUUUUCCGACUGUUGUAUUAGCCUUCUAAAUCAACAGAUUUAAAUUCUAUUGAUAUUUUUAACAAUGUCAUGAUAUUUAUGGAUAAGAACAUGCUAAGGAUUUGUUAUGGAUUAAAGUUAGAGAUUGAAUUCUAGAACUAGGUAUUUAACUCGCUUACUUGGUGGGUAUAUUAGUUUCCACCUCUACUUUUUUAAUACCAUGCUCCUUUCUAUUAAUAUUUCUAUAGUCGAAGCCCCUGAGCUUAACUAAACUACAAGUAUGUAAAUAAAGCUUCUCGUCUCACACAUAAGAAGAUAGGCUUCCGAAUAUUUUUUAAUGGCACUCAUACUUACCUAAGUUUAUUAUUUUAAGAAAUUCAGUGGUCGACCGAUCAAAUAUUUCUGGACUUUUACGAAGCUCAGGCAGUGUUGUGAGCCCUAAGCAUUUAACGCAACGCAACAGAAAUGAAAUUAAUACUGCAAGCAUGAGAUUCAGAAAGAUUUUUUCUUAUAGUGCUCAGUUGAAGAGUUGAUAAAGAACAGAGACUGACUGAGGGCAACCUUGAGGCGUAUAUUUGAAAAUGAUUAAGGUGCUGUAGUAUUUAAACCAUGUGGUUUCCCUAUUCGCAUAUUCACCUGUUUGCUAAGAUAUAUUUUUUUACUUUCAUAAUAUUACACAAGGAACUUUCUAUUUAAUUUUGCACUAAUAUUUCGUCGGUUUGGAGGUACCACGUUAACUAAAGAAUAACCAGAAACAGUUAAAGUGGGAAUCAAAAGAAUAUUCUACUUAUUUGGUUCUUAUUCAGGCAUAACAUCCACCACUUCCUCUUGCCUCUUUUAGCUUAGCGAAGUAAUAGUAGCACAGAUUGCGAUAAGGGAAUUUUCUUUCAUAAUUUUGGCAUUAUUAAUAUUGUUCCAAGGUUGCGAACAAUUAACAAGUUGUAGCAUUACUAUUCACAUAUGCAAGUAUGGCAGAUGUUUUAGAUUUAAUUGCAAAGGAGACAACAUGUUUUCGUAAAAUAUGUUUUCAUCAAUUAAGUUUUCCUUUAAUGGAUCAGUCUUUUGUUCUAAAAAUAACAAUAUCUUUCACUUCAAAAUUGUUGAUAAUCUUAUAGUUUUAUUGUAUUCUAUUUUCCCCGAUUUCUAUUUUAAAUUCCGCAAUAUGCUAUUUGUAACAUUCUGAUAUUGGGUACCUAGUGUUACUAUAACCAAUAAUGUGAACAACUAUCAACUUCAUAUAUUUUUGUUACGAGGACAAAUAAUUUCUUUGUUUAAUCCCUGUGUGGUUUUUAGUCUCAAUCCAUUACAUUUUCACUUUAGUUUAGAAAUGAAACACUGCCACAGGUACAGGAUCAGGAUAUACUUUCGUGUAAAUACAUUUGCAAUAUAUGAUUUCUUCUUUAUUUUUAAUUGGAUAAUAGUUUUAUUUAUGUAGCAAAGUAUUUCUGUAGAUACAACAAAAUUGAACACUAGGUAACUAUAACUCUAAUUAUAAUUACCCGCACAUAUUUUUGUAGAAUAAAAUUGAUUUUAUCAA
This is a messenger RNA of Diorhabda carinulata, 2883 nucleotides long. Its product is annotated as flightin. NCBI's taxonomy places the organism in Eukaryota, Metazoa, Arthropoda, Insecta, Coleoptera, Chrysomelidae. The record is from RefSeq and is a predicted model, not a curated record. The coding region runs from base 207 to 725 and encodes 172 amino acids. The transcript is spliced from 3 exons.